Metarhizium album ARSEF 1941 is the source of this 714-nucleotide messenger RNA. RefSeq names its product NADH-ubiquinone oxidoreductase 29.9 kDa subunit. The transcript has 3 exons. Lineage: Eukaryota; Fungi; Ascomycota; Sordariomycetes; Hypocreales; Clavicipitaceae. The record is from RefSeq and is a predicted model, not a curated record. Bases 1 to 714 code for a protein of 237 amino acids. Gene Ontology annotation, biological process: respiratory electron transport chain.
AUGCGGCCGACAAUACGUGCGCUUGCACGCUACUUGGAGCCAGGCACUCCUACCGGUCUGGCUGGUCUGUGGACUCAUCCCACUCCUCGAUCGACGCUCCUCUACCUUUACGGGACGACACUCAAAAAACUCCAAUCCAUACCUGAAACUUCACUUUACCGCCAGUCCGUUGAGACUGUCACGAAACACCGAAUGAGUCUUGUGGGAAAUAUCAUUCCUCCUGGCUACAACGAAUGGGCAGCCAGAGCCAGAGAAUUGAUCAGGAAAAACCCAGAGCAAUUUCGAGUUGCCAGUGGUCGGGUUGACGGUAGCGAGGCCAGGACUGUGAAACUAGGGGAUCGUGUUUUCGUUGUCGGCUCGAAGCACGAAGCUGGUGAUAUACGCUACGAAGAAUGGGAUGGGGAGGCCGAUGAGGGUGGUGAGCUUGAAGGCAUCAGAACCCCAGCUGAGAGGCAAGAUCAAGUAAUCUGGGCCGAACGAAAGCCGUUGGAGGACCACGAGAAAAUCGAGUGGGAAGACGAGCCACAAUUGACCGCAGAACAGGUGCAGGAGCUGGAGCAUAAGAUUGGCGCUGGCCUUAUUGAGGAGGUCAUCCAGGUUGCAGAGGGCGAGCUUCGCAUCAUUGACGCUAUGGAAAAGGCCAGAAUUUGGGAAGAUCUGGAGGAAAAGCCUGUUGAUGGCCAAUGGGAUUACUUCGACAGGAAGAGCAUGUAA